AUGGCUAAUGGAUGUACAUUACACGUCAGUGGUUUUCCACGCGGCGUAAGGACGAGAGACUUGGCUCCUGAUUUUGAAAGUGCUGGCAGAGUUGUAAGGAUUGAGAUGCCUCCUGCGAGGUCUGAAUUUGCUAGACCGUAUGCUUUUGUGGAAUACGAAACCGCUGAAGAAGCUCAGGAUGCGCUACAUCAGCUAGACCAGCGGCCGUUGUCAUUUGACCCACAAAUCUCAAUUACGGUGCAGUUAGCGCGCUCAGAGGCUCGCCCCUCGCGUUUUGCACGCGGACCAGACCGCAAUUUCGAUCAAAGAGGCCCAAUGCGUAAAGAACCUCGCCGUUCCAUCGACUAUCCAAGAGGUCCUAGAGGAUAUGAAGCUGGACCCGAAGAACACGAUCAUUAUGGUCACGAUGACUUCAGAGACAGGUCGCGAGACGAAUUCCGCCAUCGUAGACCGGACAGCGAAGACAUGUAUCAUUCAAGUAGGGGCUCGUUUGGUUCCAGAUCGCACAGGUCUUAUAGGAGACCAGAACACGCAAUGCUAAGACGCGAACUAUCGCCUGCUAGAGUGCGUGCAGACGAUGGGCCUGCUCCAUACCAAGACGUCUUGCACAAUAAUGCGGCAGCUUUAAAGAAGCCCAGAUACGAGGGGUCGCGCGAAAAGCAAGAAGAGCUAGACCAGUACUACCCUGUCGGCUUGCAAUCGAAUGACGUUGACAUGAGCGAACAGCCAAACGAAACAGCUGCACAGGCUCCUUCUGAACCAGGCCAGAACUCUGUUGGCACGACCUCCCAGAACGCUUCUGGGGCUUCACACGCUCCAGGUAUUGAACAGCCUGUAACAUCACUGAUUCACCCACCUCCACCAGCGCACCUGGCAGAUUCAUCGAGCUCCAAAGCGCCCAAAACUUCGUCGCCCGGUGAACCCAAUACCGUUGUAAUUACCGAUAAUGCAAUUACCAACAAUGGUCAGGUCCCUCCAGCAUCAAAUGCAAACGAAUCCACUGAAACGGCCCACGCAGUUGAAGUCCAGACGAAGGCCUCAUCUGACGACAAAGCGACAGAAUCUGCAGUUUGA
Molecule: messenger RNA, 1074 nt
Organism: Lachancea meyersii CBS 8951
Lineage: Eukaryota; Fungi; Ascomycota; Saccharomycetes; Saccharomycetales; Saccharomycetaceae
Source: the annotation of a GenBank genome assembly